Molecule: messenger RNA, 582 nt
Organism: Chanos chanos (milkfish)
Lineage: Eukaryota; Metazoa; Chordata; Actinopteri; Gonorynchiformes; Chanidae
Gene: ube2t
Product: ubiquitin-conjugating enzyme E2T (putative)
Exons: 6
Coding region: 1-582 (193 amino acids)
Source: RefSeq, a predicted model, not a curated record
AUGCAGAGGAACACCCGUCUGAAACGAGAACUUCAGCUACUUAGUACUGAACCUCCUCCAGGAAUAUCAUGUUGGCAGGUAGAGGACCAGACAGACGAACUUAGAGCACAGAUCAUAGGAGGUGUGAACACACCUUAUGAGGGAGGUCUGUUUACUCUGGAAAUCAAAAUACCGGAGAGGUAUCCAUUUGAGCCUCCCAAGAUUCGGUUCCUGACACCCAUCUAUCACCCCAACAUUGAUAAUGCUGGUCGGAUUUGCCUUGAUGCACUUAAAAUGCCACCCAAGGGUGCCUGGAGACCUUCCCUUAACAUAUCCACAAUUCUCACAUCUAUACAAGUGCUCAUGGCUGAACCCAACCCGGAUGACCCACUUAUGGCUGAUAUUUCUUCAGAAUUUAAAUACAACAAACCAGUUUAUCUGGAGAAAGCAAAAGACUGGACUGAGAAACAUGCCAUGUUGACAAAUAAGGGUGCGGAAGAGAAAGAAAACAUGGUAUCUGAGGAGCUGAAUAAAAAAAUCAAAAAGAGAGGGGCCCUCUGUACAGGUGACCAAUGUGAUGAAGCCAAGAAAGUUUGCAUGUAG